AGAGUAAUUCAGUGUUUAAUAGAAGACAGCCGUAUACAUCUAGAUGAACAAAACUCGACUGGGUACACUGCUUUAAUGUCAGCCAUCAAGACAUCUCAUCUCAAGAAGGUCAAAUUGCUGAUCAACGCUGGAGCUAACCCAAACCAAACAGCCGAUAAACUCUCACAGAGUGGUUUGAUUUCGUUGGAUGGUGCUCUUGUCAACAAUUCAAAUGAAUGUGCUUUUGAUGUGGCCAAAAGAAAGGGCUUCAGUAAACUGCUGGAGUUGCUGUAUCGUGCCAAAAUGGAAAACGUACAUCCUUUGGAGUUGGCUGUUGUCGAAAAUGAUUUUGAGACAUUCAUGGCGUUGCUUCAGUAUAAUUUAUGUGAUAGAGAAGAAACUCAAAAUAUUCGGCCUGACAUCCUCUGUUAUUUUCUUCGAAACAAAUAUGUAUGGUCAGUUUCUAAUGUUAGACUUCUAGAAAAGCUCUGCAGACUGGGCGUAAAUGUCAACGAAUGUCAGUGCUGUACGAUGUCACCAUUGGAUGUCAUGCUUAACAGUGGAUUAGACAAACUGGCUGAAAUUCUUUGUAACCAUGGUGCUAAGGUCACCCACUACCAUCUGGUGUAUGCUCUUCAAAGGAAUCCCAUCCAGAUGAUUCCACUUCUGAUAAACCACGGGGCACCUGUCAAUCGCUAUGACCAACGUGGCCGCUGGAUUUACGACGGUUCGGCUCUUGAUAUAGCUUUGAAAAAGUCUUUAAUAAGUACAGCCAGCCUCCUUUUGUACCACGGUGCUGCUCUCGACCCUGUGUGGGCAGUCUUUAAAGCUUUGAGGAGCAAGAACUCAAUGACGGUCGACUUCCUCAUGAAGGAGUGUGUUGAAGUGAACAAACCAGAAACUUUGAUACGAGCUGUCGAGUUAGGAAACAUUGAGCUCAUCCAGCUUCUGCUAGACGCAGGGGCGGACAUUGAUGGGGUCCACGACAAUAAGACUCCUUUAAUGAGCACUAUCCACAUAGAAGUUAUCAACUUUUUAUUAAGCAAAGGAGCCAAUGUCAACUUGAGAACAAACACAACACCUUUGAUCAACGCAAUCUCGUGGGAUUAUUUAGCCGCUGACCAAAGACUUAAUCCCAAAGAGAUGGAGGAACAACUGUUACUUAGUAUAGAGACCUUUUUAAAGAACGGUGCGGUUUUAGAAGACACAGAUGACUAUGGGUGUACGGCGUUGAUAGCAUCUGUUCAAAGUAGCCUUGGCGUAGCGGUUCUCAAAUAUUUGGUUGAGAAGGGAGCAGACGUGAACAGAAGAAACAAAAAUGAUUGGACAGCGCUGCACAUUGCAGUUAUGACGAAACAAUUUGAUUGUGCGGAGACUCUCUUGAAAUACGGGGCUGAUGUGAAUCUGAACUGUUAUGUGACAGGUGAUUCUGGUCAAGAUGAAAUUCGAGAGAAGUCUGCUUUGUCUAUAGUACUUGACCAAUGGCUCCCCUGUAAAAAAGUCCAGCAAAUGGCUUUGGUACUAAUAGACCAAGGUGCUAGUACAGAAUUAGUCAGACGAGACAUCAUUCAUCGACUCAUCGCUGCUGGUAAUGAUGGCAUACUGAUACAGAAAUUAAUGAAAUCUGGGAUUUGUCCAAAAGAUAUAAUUGUUAAAAAUAACAUCUGGCUUGAGACUUCUGUAUCGCCACUUGCCUUUUCCUUAAUUCUAGAUAGACUGGACUUCGUUCAAUAUUUUUUCGAGAAUUGGUAUUUAACGGGUUCAGACAUCAACAUUUUAUCAAGAAAUGAAAACAUCUUAAGUUACUUGCAACAACGGAACUCUGAAGUUCUCCCAUAUUUAAAGGAAGUUUCCCGCCAGCCAAUGAAAUUGGAGCUUUUGUGCUUCAUUAAAGUCUCAUCUGCUUUAGGUUCAGACCAGGGCAGACGACAAAGGGUACAUAACUCCGAACUUCCAGUGGUAGUGCAGGACCAGCUCUUGUUCUCAAACCUCAAGCAUAGGUUUUUACGAUCAGUGAUUGCUGAAUUUUAUUACAAAUGGUGUUUAUAAAACAAUUUAACACAUGGGAAGACAUCACUGUCUGAGUCAUCUAUAAUCAAUUCCGAGAUUUCCUUAGACUUGCAAUAGAUUCUAGGCAUAUCAUAUAUCAAUAAAUACAUUUAUUGUGUCAAUUAAGUCACAUCUGUGUAGAUUGUAAUCGUAAUUGUUGGUAUCAUUUUCCUAGGGUUUGACCACCCCAUCUCAACAAUUUUAAGCUCUUGUAUUGGUGUCGUUUCCAAGGGUUUGACCAACCCAUCUCAGCAAUUUUAAGCUCUUCUAUUGGUAUCUUUUCCUAGGGUUUGAACAAUCCAACCUCUAAGUUUAAUGACUGUAUAACGCCGUUAUUUGUAUCUUUUUUGAGGCGUAUACCAUAAAGUUUUAUCGAAUUCUUGGUAAUAACACUUACAAAUGACCUUUUUGUCGCAGUAUAUACAUUUGAAGCAAC
This is a messenger RNA of Biomphalaria glabrata, 2464 nucleotides long. Its product is annotated as ankyrin repeat domain-containing protein 50-like. The record is from RefSeq and is a predicted model, not a curated record. Lineage: Eukaryota; Metazoa; Mollusca; Gastropoda; Planorbidae. Gene Ontology annotation, molecular function: protein binding. The coding region runs from base 76 to 2028 and encodes 650 amino acids. The transcript has a single exon.